Aspergillus ruber CBS 135680 is the source of this 687-nucleotide messenger RNA. RefSeq lists its product as uncharacterized. The record is from RefSeq and is a predicted model, not a curated record. The coding region runs from base 1 to 687 and encodes 228 amino acids. Lineage: Eukaryota; Fungi; Ascomycota; Eurotiomycetes; Eurotiales; Aspergillaceae. The transcript has a single exon.
AUGAAGAGCACUCUCCUAUCACUGUCCCUCUUUCUAAUCGGCAGCAUGGCUGCAUUCGAUCCCUCCUGCCAGCACGUUGAUGCAAUUAUGACCUACACCAUCAAAUCCAACGACACCAUCUUCUCCAUCGCAGACAGCUACAAUACUACCGUCUGCGACCUCUCCCGCUAUAACCACAUCGCCGAUCCGCAAAUGCUCUAUGCCGGCGAGGAACUCUAUAUCCCCCCGCAGCGCUGCGCCCAUUCUGAUCCUUCGCGUUCAUGCCUCCUCACCAACCAAAACACAACCAACAUCUGUGUCAACGGCGGUCCGCAUACCUACACUACCUUUCAGGGCGAUACAAUCAGAAAAAUCGCCCUGGCCAAGUUUAACAUCACCAUCGACGCGCUGAACAGCACUGCCGGGCACAUGAUGUACGGUUCCUCUGCUGAUAUUGACGAUGAGAUUGAAAGUGGAAUAUCGAUCAAGGUGCCGCAGUGUCAUCCGAGUCGGUGCGAUUUUGAGCCGUUUUAUUAUACUUGGGGCACGUACAAGGAUCUUGCGAUCAAGUAUAAGACGACUCCCGGGCAUAUCUUUGCGUUGAAUCCGUCUUUUAACCAUAGUGAGACUGGGCCGGGUGUUGGGGGGUGGAUUACAUUGCCGAUGAAUUGUGGUCCGCUGUCUAAUAAUGUUACGGUGGUUUCUUGA